UCCAAGCUCACUUGGCUGUUAUUUCGACGAAAAGCUUAAUAAUAAGCUUGUGAGUUUGGAACUUAUAAUAUAGUUUGCUUGAUAUAAUAUCAUAAAUAGUAUUAGAAAAACCCAGUUGUGGUCGAAUGGAGAAAGCGGUCGCCUGUUAAUCGGUAGAUUCUAGUUCAAUGCUGGCUAGUAUCACAAUCUACAAGUUAAGAUGAAGGUUACACAUUUUGACAUUUUCAUUAUUCCUAUCCGUGAUUAAGAUAAAACUACUAAUACAAAGAAGAGCACAGAAAUUCUUAUUGUAAUAGAAUUGUAAAAAAAGCACGACAUGUCCAUAGGAUAUUCGUUAAUGAAUAUUUAAUCCAACUUAAAUAGUCAUUGCGAGACACUUUGAAAAAUCCAUUUGAAAAGUUUUUAAAUUAAAGUUUCAUCUAAGAUAAUAAGAUAAUGUCUUUAAUAAUGUGUAGAAUAAAUUGCGAUGAUUGGCCGCACGCUAAUCGAUUACUAAAUAUGCGCAUAAAACUUGUGAUGUGUUUUGACGAAAUCGUCAAUAAAAGUCGAUAUUUUAACAAGUUGAUAACAAAUUAAGAUAAUCGCGUUGAUGAGAGCUUAGCGAAUCCGCAAAUAAUGCAAUUACAAAUUUCGCUGGGUAUCCCAUCGGAUGACAGGAUUGGAUCGUCGUGGCCGAGGAAAGAAAAACGGAAAUGGUUCCUGUCAUUGCUGUGUGGCACGUGUUUGAUAUAUGCCACGCGUACAUCUAUCCCUUUAUUGAUGCCAAUUAUCAGCAAGAAAAAGCAUUGGUCGAAGCCUGAAUCUGGCAUUAUACUAUCCAGUUUUUUCUGGGGAUAUACAUUGACUCAAGUGAUUAGUGGUUAUAUUAGUGAUAGAAUCGGUGGGCAGAAAGUAUUAUGGAUAUCCGCUCUCGGUUGGUCGGUAACGACCUUCUUUAUGCCAGAAAUCAUAGACUCUUUUUCCAACGAUCAAACUUCUGUUUUACUCGUUGCAGUAGUGAGAAUGAUAAACGGGGCAUUUCAAGGAGGCAUGAGUUUGGCGUGGACAACUUUAUUAAGCUAUCACAUCCUGCCAUUUAAGGAAAGAACAAUUUCUACCAAGUCAAGUACUAACUACACUUUGCCUUGGUUCAAGCUUUUAUCAAAGCCUCCUUUCUGGUCCUGUGUUAUUGGACAUGCUUGUCAAAACAACUGUUUUUUUGUAUUACUCUCAUGGAUGCCUACGUAUUUUCAUGACAUAUUUCCUGAAGUUAAGAUUUGGGUUGUGAAUGUCAUACCAUGGUUAUCGAUGCUACCUUGUACAUUUUUGGGAAAAAUUAUAUCGGAAAGGAUAAUUAAAGCUGGUUAUUCUGUGACUUUGACGCGCAAAACAAUUCAAACAAUCUGUUUCGUCACUGAAAUUGGGAGUCUCUUGUUUUUGACAAAAGUAAAAAGCUUUCAAAGUGCAGUAUUGUGUCUUGCAUUGAUUAUUGGUGGUUCAGGCUUCCAUAAUAAUGCUAUUGCUGUAAAUCCUUCAGAUCUUGCUCCAAAACAUUCCGGCAGUGUAUUUGGCCUUAUGAAUACUGUUGGUGCGAUACCUGGCUUUCUCGGUGUAUAUUUUUCUGGAUAUAUCUUACAUGUAACACACAGCUGGGCUGUCGUCUUCUCAUUUAUCGCUGUUAUCAAUGCUUUAGGAUGUGUAAUAUAUAUAUUAUUCGGCUCGGGUCAAGCCAUUAUAUAAAUUAUAUCCUGUAUGGCCAACGUGUUUCACUUUAAAUUAAAUUUUUAUUUACAUCCUUUUACAUAUA
This is a messenger RNA of Camponotus floridanus (Florida carpenter ant), 1786 nucleotides long. RefSeq names its product solute carrier family 17 member 9 (gene MFS18). The record is from RefSeq and is a predicted model, not a curated record. Gene Ontology annotation, biological process: transmembrane transport. The coding region runs from base 616 to 1719 and encodes 367 amino acids. The transcript has 7 exons. Gene Ontology annotation, molecular function: transmembrane transporter activity. NCBI's taxonomy places the organism in Eukaryota, Metazoa, Arthropoda, Insecta, Hymenoptera, Formicidae.